GUUGGAUUUCGUCCAGUCCCCAUCGUCCCUUUGAUGAACUUCCUCUCCCGUGACCUUCUCCCAGACUUGUUACUGAAUACCUCGCUCACCGGCAACACCAUUGCGCUGUGUUCCAUGUCGGGUUCAGAAAUUUAUUCAUCUCUUUGAUCGAAACAUUCCAGUGUUGCAGACGAGUGAAACAACUCUUCACGGCUUUUUUCCAACGUGAGUCGACCCAAAAUCCCUCAUUUCAUGCACCUUCGUCGAAUCCGCGUCUCUUGAAUACACUAUCACACGUGACAAGUCUCUAUCAUCACGGGUUCUGCGCAGCUUCACAACAUCAUCACGGGCAGGGACACACGCCGCGCUCGGCUCCUCUGCUGUGAUGAACCACGCCGCGAUGGAAUCACCCCAUCACGUCGAUGAUGAUGAUGAUGUUGCUGCUCAUACCGCCAACUCUUCCCUUCACUUCCGCACUCGCCGGAUGGCAUCCGGCUGAAGUGAAGUCGAGGCCUGGCGCGUACAUUCCUCACUCCACCUCGCUGUUCUCAUCCUUUACACAGUUCUUACAGCAUCUUAUCCCACUGACUUGGACUCGCUUUCAUUAUCCUCCGCGACCUCGGUGUGGCUUGAAUCAUGGCUAAUCCAAACGGCGAACAGGAUCCUGCGCUGCCCUCAUUGUCCGCCUUCUAUCAAUACGCCGAUCAACUAUCUAGUCCUUCUCGAGAAGCUUAGGGUGCUUGCCUCGAGGAAGCUAAGCUGGACGACCUUUUAGAUCAAGUCUCCGACUACGUCAAGACUAUGGACUCUUCAGAUCUGAGAAUGAAUGCUGCGAAUAACAAGCGCAAGAGAGUUCCUGGGGACCAGGGUAUCGGUCGCGAGGCAAAGGCGCAAAAUACAAACGGUGACCACCAGGACUAUGCUGCAUUGCUUCAAGGCCUCGAUGCUGUCUCGGGCGCGGAUGACAGUACGCGAACGGCGCAAGCUGCUCUCGCAGCACCCAUGAACCCUUCCGCUUACCCCGAACCAACGCCCUUCGACGGAGCAGCUGCGCUCUCCUCGGCAUUCGAUGAGAAUAGCCCUCCUGCGGUGCCUAAUAUGGGUAAUAACAUGAACAGUAUGGGCAACAACAUGGGCGGCCUCCCGCAAAACAACAGCCAUGGUGGUAGGGAGUCGACGUCUGCAAAGCCCGCCGUCGGAUCUGCCGAGUGGCAUCAACAACGCAAGGACAACCACAAAGAAGUUGAACGACGUCGCCGUGAAGUCAUCAAUGAAGGGAUCGAGAACAUUGCAAAGAUCGUCCCGUGCACGGAGAAAAACAAAGGUGCCAUCCUUCAACGCACACAUGAGUACAUCAUCAACUUGCAGAACAAGGAAGCCCAGUUUGAGACUGAGCGUGCAACCUUUGACGUUGCCCUCAAGGAACUCACCAACCGUCUUGAUCGUAUGAAGGAAAGUGCUCGUGCUGCGUGGGCCGAGAGCAACAAGUGGCAACAACGCGCACGUGAUGCCGGUCUACACUUUGACGAUUAUGACGAGGCAAAUCUCACCGGGUUUGAAGAUGACGACGUCGCUGCUGCCGACGUUGUGUCUUAAGCUUUUGUUUUUCCUUUGGGUUGUCCAUGAGUUGACGGAAUGAUUUCAUUUUCCUCUUCUACACCACUCUUGUUCACAACACAAAGACAAGAGAUCGGUGAGGCGUUGAAGGCGUCUUCAUGCCUAUAUCGAUGGGUUUUUUCCUUCUCUUUUUUGGUUGACCCUUGAAAAAAUGAGGGUUCAUGGAAUGAUCUGGAAGCUGGAUUGCCAUGUUCGGCCUGCUAUUCAUCCAGUACAGUACAACCCAAAACCGGGCUUGUGGAGAGCCGAUAGCACAUGGACAGAACUGAAUGAAUGAAAGAAUUAGAUCAAACAACCUCAUUGAGAGAGAGUCGACUAGUAAGGAGAAUAAUUGGUGGACCCAAGGCUUGUUCAUGCACAGUUUAACGGCCCGGCACACACCAACACACAAAGACAGCACCUGCAAUGUCGGAGUUUGCGCACAAAGGAGAAAUCUCCCUGGGAUGGCUUUGGGAAGGUUUUAUGAGAUACCAUUAGGAGCAGAUUGAGGGGCUUUGUGAUUUUUAUCAGAUCAGGGCAACGGGACCUGACUGGACGCUUUUGCUAGCCUGUAGCUAUUGAAUUGUUAUUUUUUUUCUUGUGUUUGUACUCCGUAUGUGCUUCAAAGGUUUGAAUUGUACACGUCUCUUGGUCCUUUUUUGGGUGCAGAUUGUCCUCGAC
This is a messenger RNA of Exophiala oligosperma, 2256 nucleotides long. RefSeq lists its product as uncharacterized. Bases 781 to 1575 code for a protein of 264 amino acids. The transcript has 2 exons. Gene Ontology annotation, molecular function: protein dimerization activity; DNA-binding transcription factor activity. NCBI's taxonomy places the organism in Eukaryota, Fungi, Ascomycota, Eurotiomycetes, Chaetothyriales, Herpotrichiellaceae. The record is from RefSeq and is a predicted model, not a curated record. Gene Ontology annotation, cellular component: nucleus.